Xenopus laevis (African clawed frog) is the source of this 3443-nucleotide messenger RNA. It is a transcript of the gene nebl.L, whose product is annotated as nebulette L homeolog. NCBI's taxonomy places the organism in Eukaryota, Metazoa, Chordata, Amphibia, Anura, Pipidae. The record is from RefSeq and is a predicted model, not a curated record. The coding region runs from base 241 to 1212 and encodes 323 amino acids. The transcript has 8 exons. Gene Ontology annotation, molecular function: actin filament binding; actin binding. Gene Ontology annotation, cellular component: cytoplasm; focal adhesion.
ACACAAGGGCACACAUCUGCCUUGGGACUGCAGUGUGAUGUAUUCUCCUUUCAGCUGAUCAGCAGUAGCAGCACUCCCGCAGCUUAUCCACUGACAGUUCUCUGUGCCCGGGGAGAGCUGUCACAUCUACACUAGAAACUAACAAGUACUCGUCAGAUUCUUCCCAGGCAGCUGCUUUCAUUUUUAGAACAUUGAUAUUUACUGAAAAGCUCUUUUUUUUUUUAAAGGAGUAGGGCAACAAUGAACCCACAAUGUGCCCGCUGUGGCAGGGUCGUCUAUCCCACGGAAAAAGUCAACUGCUUGGACAAGUUUUGGCAUAAAGGAUGCUUCCACUGUGAGGUUUGCAAAAUGACUCUGAAUAUGAAUAACUAUAAGGGAUAUGACAAGAAGCCUUACUGUAAUGCACACUAUCCAAAACAGUCCUUCACCACAGUGACAGAUACUCCUGAAAACCUUCGGCUUAAACAGCAAAGUGAAAUUCAAAGUCAGGUAAAAUACAAAAAAGAUUUUGAGGAAAGCAAAGGCAGAGGCUUUAGCAUUGUCACCGACGCUCUUGAGCUACAAAGACUGAAGAAGACGCAGGAGCAAAUUAGUAAUAUCAAGUAUCAUGAAGAUUUUGAGAAGACGAAAGGUAAAGGUUUUACCCCAGUUGUGGAUGAUCCCAUAACAGACCGUGUGAGAAAGAAUACACAGAUUGUCAGUGAUGCAGCCUAUAAAAAUGCACACCCGCACGUAGUAGAAAUGGACAGAAGAUCUGUGAUGGUUGUAGAGAGAGCAAGUCAAUAUAACAGGCAUUACUGCCACUCUGCUGGUGCUGUUGGAUUAAGUCAGGGUGAUGACAGGUCAGAGGUAUCCGAGAUGAACCCUGGUUUCUCUUACUACAGUGAGGGAACAAGGGCAUCUGAUGAAGAAGGCCCAGGGAUGCCUGGUGCAUAUCUGCAACAUCACUCAGGCUAUGGUUAUAUGCACCAAAGCAGUGCUUCUUCAGUGAGGUCAGCACAGUCCCAGCAUGCUCAGCCACUUUCACCAAGCAUGAGAACAUAUAGAGCUAUGUAUGACUACUGCGCGCAAGAUGAAGAUGAAGUGUCCUUUAGAGAAGGUGACUACAUUGUCAAUGUUCAACCAAUCGAUGAAGGCUGGAUGUAUGGCACAGUUCAGAGAAGUGGAAAAAAUGGAAUGCUUCCAGCAAAUUACAUUGAGCUGGUUAACUGAUUUUUAAUUUGAUCUGAAUUUAUUCGUACCAUUCAUUCUCUGCAAAUAUUAUUUUGAAGCUAACAUUUAUUUCAGAUUACAGGCUUACUUUUGAAAGCACUAGCAUCAAAUUUUAUGACAAUUUCUGUAAGAAAUACAUAGAAAUACAGUACACUGUCCUGCUGACAAAAUGUUCUACAAAGUCUGCAAUGUAUCAUACUAAAUGUAAGACAAUUUAAGCUAUUGUAUUUACUUAUGUUUACUUAUAUAAAUAUUAAAAACCUAUCUGUAGCCAUAAAACCAGCAAUUUACUGAAAGAAAUGUUAAUGUGCCUAGGGUUAUAUGAUGGAGGCGACCAUUAUUUAGAUAACUUUAUUAUUACAACACUUUAUUGUUCUGGUUGUUCAUUAUACUGUUAUGAACGUAGCCAUGUAUUGUUUAACACCAUCAACACGUAUUUAUAUAAUGCCAAUACAAUAAUGGGCAGGGGUGUACUCUGUUCUUUCUCACUGGCACAGUAUUCGACUUUUAAAAUUGUGUUGAUAACCCAAGAGUUCUACAGAAAAAGAAAUUAUAAAUAGGGUUACAGAAAAGCUAUAAAUUGCUCAUUAUAUCUUAAAAUGUAUCUAUAAAUUGCUCAAAUGCUCAAAAUGUGCAGUCAUCAUUGUUUCAUUUACUAAUUCAGACUUCCUAGAUUUUCAUGGCAAAGACUUGGAAUUCUUAUUUUAAAUGUUUAGUGGUGGUAGUCUCAAUAUUUCUGGGAACCAAAAUGCCAUUUUUUAUGGCUCUUUAGUGGGGAAGAAAAAAAUAAAUAGAAUUUUAAAACCCCUGCAUGUAAUUAAUUACCAGACUAAACUCCUAAAAAGCACAAAUAGCACUAAUAUUACAUUAUUGCUUUGGUCACUGAUGGCCACAAUGUGCUGAACUCUUUUUUUGGGGGGGGGUAGGACAAUUUUCUCUGUACUUCUAGGGAGGAGAUAAGAACCUUUAGUAUUUGCCAGGGAGUCUUUUUUUCAUUUUUAAUCCACUUUUUAAAUAUUAUUUGACUAUUUUGCCUAAAAACGAGAAAAAGUAUUGGUUUUGAAAUUAAUACUUGGGAGCCUUUUUAAUAUUGUUUGUGCUUUUUGGCACAAGUAAUCUUUAAGGAAACCCUGCGUGAGUUUCCUAACUGAUAUUGGGUUUCGGGUCGAAAAACCUUGGCAAUAUUCAUAUUUUUCCUGAAUAGGCUUUUGGAAUGAAAAAAUACCUAGGCACCCAAAUUGCCAAAGAUUAGGAAACUCAGUGUUUUUUUUUAAAGAUUACUUGUACCAAAAAGCACAAGCAAUAUUAAAUAGGCUCCCAAGUAUUUAUUUUAAAACUAAUAAGCUUUUUCUUGUUUUUAGGCAAAAUAAUAAAAUAAUAUUUAAAAAGUGGAUUAAAAAUUCAAUUCAAUUUUGUUCAUGCCAAAAAGUACAUUUAAUCUUAAAUAGGCCUUUUAAUUAAAGAAAAUCAAACCAUGCCACACUCUUACGGGCAAGUUUACUUCAAGUUUUGAGACCACAAAUUUCUUUAGAUCUGUCAAAUGAAAAAAUCUUGAAAAUUUGAAUGAAAAAAAUCAGCAGAACCUGUUGAUCAUCUAUAGAAGUCAACGGGAGUUGUAUAUUCAGCAUUAAAGCCAUUUUAUUUCUCUAGAAUUUUAAAACAGUUACAUAUUUACUUAUGGAAAAUUAAAUGAACAUUGAUUUUUCUAAAAUUUUGAGUAAAAAUGCAAGUGAUCAAGAAAAAGAUUGCAAUCCUAGAAAUAACUUGACCAAGCUAAAUCACAAUUUUUUUCCCAUGAUCACAUUUAAAAAAAAUAAUAAAAUUAAUAAAUUGCCCCCCCCCAGUUCGGAAUUGGGUUCAAACUAUGGCAUUAAAUUGUUACAAAGUUACGUUUUUAAAUAGAAUUUUACCCGGUUAAUAGUCCUUUUCAUUAUUUUAUUUUAAAUUCACUAGAAUAAAUUCAAAAUUAAUCUCUAACCAUCACACAUCUGAGAUUUUACAAGCAUUACUACUUUUUAGUGUAUUUAUUUUCUUCACAUUCUUCCGUCAUUUGAGUUUGCUGAAAACAUGGGAUGUUGGUGUAAGGAACAAUAAGGUCAAUAAGAUUUUAGUAAUAUGUAAAUGGCAAAGGGGAAUUAAUACUGUUAUUGCUUUAUGAGAUGCAAUCAAAAGAAAAUGGGAGACAUUUGUUACAUGUAAGGGGGAAUUUAUUAAAGUCCGAAUGCCAAAAA